ACACUGCCACAGCGUGAGUCACUGGCAUUGACACCGCCGUUUAAGGACAUCUCCUUUCCAUUGAACAGGAGAACGUGUGGUGGGAGAAUAGUUACUCGCUACAGUUUGAAAGGCAGAGAGAGAGAGAGAGAGAGGGUGGAGGGAACAGUUUACUGACUGCUACCUGAAGCCUGUUAAACUGUGCUGCGUUUAAUAGGCGGAGCCUUUCACUCGACUGAGAAAUAAACUCGUUUCACUUACGGGGUCAGGGGAACGGGACCUUAGUGCCCAAGAGGAGCCGAGCCGAAGUGGAUCAGGAUUUCGGAGAAUGCCUCUGAAGACAAACAAAAAGGCUAGAGAGGGGAAAUGGGAUGCUCCAAGUUACGGAUGGCUGUGUUGGCUCUGCUCGGACUUGGUAUGCUCCACAUUCUUCUUAGCUGGCACUCCAAGGCACUGAUGCGAGUUCCUGUGCAGAAAGCGUACAAUAUCAGCUAUGGUGCGAAUGUUACAAAUAUCUCCUUGUCCAACUCGCGAACCAAUCAAAGCUGGAUCUCUCUGAUAAACAUCUCCUCUGAUUUCAAGAACUUUAUCCCCAUGAAGAAGAGCUUCUGGAACCACAGGCAGCAUCAGAUGUUCCAGCUGCUUGACCAUCUCCUUCUCAACGGCACCACUUUAUACAGCCCCUCUCAGAGCUGCACUGUGGCCAAGAUGGAGGCCGAGGUCAUCGAUGCCUAUUCCUACUCCGAGUCGCAUGGAGACUUCCUGCGUUAUAUGAACUGCAAGGACUACCUGCAGAGGAUUGAUCAUCCAAACAAGUGUGAUGAUAGGACCUUCUUACUCCUUGUGAUCAAGUCCAUGGCUGCGAACUUUGAGAGGAGGCAGGCCAUUCGCGAGACCUGGGGCAAGGAGGGCACUCUGGAGGGUGUCCAGAUCCGCACGAUCUUCCUCCUGGGCUCAGCCUCCAGCGUGGGUCAGGGGCCUGACCUGUGGAGCCUGCUGGGCUUUGAGGACCGUUUGUAUGGCGAUCUCCUCCAGUGGGAAUUCAAAGAUACUUUGUUUAACCUCACCCUGAAGGACUAUCUGUUUCUCAAGUGGGCCACAGUCCACUGCCCACAUGUCCAGUACAUUUUCAAGGGGGAUGACGAUGUGUUCCUUAACACUCCUGUGUUGGUGAAGUACCUGAAGUCUCUGGAUGUCAACCAAAGAAGCAACCUCUAUGUUGGGCAGACCAUCUUAAAUGCUAGCCCACUACGAGACAAGAAAAGCAAGUACAGCAUCCCCAUGUCCUUCUAUGAUGGAGCCUACCCAGCUUAUGCUGGAGGUGGAGGGUUCCUGUACUCUGGCAGUCUGGUCAGGUCACUCUACAUGGUCUCUCACUACAUCCCUUUCUUCCCCAUCGAUGAUGUUUUCACUGGGAUGUGCUUCAGCGCACUCGGGAUCAGCUCACUGCAUCACCCGGGCUUUCAGACAUUUGACAUUGAGGCCAAACACCGAGACAACCCCUGCGCUCACACUGGGCUGAUCCUUGUCCACCAGCGCAGCCCCCAUCAAACAACCCGACUCUGGAGAGCUCUCCGCAGCCCAGACCUCCGGUGCUAGUGGCUUCUCCCUCACCUCCUGCUAAAGGGCAGACCCUAUUCCCAAAAAAACCUGACAUGAAGUGGUUUUCAGAAUGAUCCCUAAGUACUGGCAUUGCAGGUUCCUGUGAAUGGGAAUAAUUGAGGUGUCACAGACCAUAAAAUACUACUGGGGAUGGGAACACUCUUGGGUCUCCAAGACUUAAGGUGUAAAGGACAUGCCAGUGGGAUAAAAAGAGGCAUAGCUUGAGUAAUAGCGAGAUAACAGGAUUUGAAUACCAAGCAAAAUCUCCAAGUUGCUGUUCUGAUGAAAGAUUGACCUGAAACAUUAUCUCUGUUACCUUCUUCACAGAUGCUGCCUGUCCUGCUGAGUGUCUCCAGCAUUCCUGCUGUUAAUUAGAGGUGUAGUUUUGGUGGCGGUGAGAUACAGGCAACACUCGGAAACAGAGCACACACUAGAAGGACAAGGGCAGCGGCAACACGUGGGCUGCAGCGGUUCAAGGUAGUGGCUCACCACCACCUUCUCAAGGGCAAUUAGGGAUGGGCAACAGAUACUGACCUUGUCAGUGAUGCUCAAGUCCUGAGAACGAAUAAAAAAAAACCCCUCCGCUUUGACUGGCAGAGUUUGACACUGGGUCCUCCACACGUGACCAGUCGUACUAGGUCACUGAGGCAAAAAUUAGAACAGUUUCUCAGGUAUGACAGUACCCACCUUGGCCAUAGGUAAAUGUUCCAGCCCUAGACCUCUCUUCCCAGCACUCUGUCUCUGACCACAGGGCCAAUGUACUAGAGAGGUUCCAAAGCCUUGCAAGCCAGAGGGCUAAACAACUAGGGGUUCCAGGGGUGGGGGAAAGAAAGAUCUGGAUGUUCAUCAGCUGUCUGGAAUGUGCUGGGAGAGGACAGAAAUGAAGAGUCACUUGAAGAUCAUGGUGAUGAAAGCUUACUGAAGGUUUUGUUUGUCUUAUUCCUAUUGUGAUUUUGUUGAUUAAAUUAAUUCUUUGAUGAA
Molecule: messenger RNA, 2562 nt
Organism: Carcharodon carcharias (great white shark)
Lineage: Eukaryota; Metazoa; Chordata; Chondrichthyes; Lamniformes; Lamnidae
Product: N-acetyllactosaminide beta-1,3-N-acetylglucosaminyltransferase 2-like
Exons: 2
Coding region: 346-1578 (410 amino acids)
Cellular component (GO): membrane
Molecular function (GO): protein N-acetylglucosaminyltransferase activity
Source: RefSeq, a predicted model, not a curated record